AUUGCAACUUCUUGCUAAACUUGCCUAUCAAGUAAAUAUGUGUCUAUUUAGAAAAAAAUGAUAGACAUUAGCUUUUAAUCUUCUAUCUUAUACAAUCAAUCUUAAAUAUAACUUUAUUUUAUUUUAUUUGAUAGAUAAAAGUACAGUCGAACGCUUUUUUGCGUCGACGUGAUAUUUUAGUUUCUGAUUUCAUUGCUGGCGAGGCGUUAAUGUGGGGGGGGGGUGGAGAUGGAGUAAAAUUGCUUCAACGAAAAAAUCAAGACAAAUCGCCGCCAUUACAGCCAAUUCAUAUGUUAAAACUUGGUAAUACUGAUUUUUAUUAUAUUUAGGUUGGUACUGUUGGUAGUACGCGCAAUCCCCACGAUGCCCUCGUCGGUGAUGUCGGGAGUCGGGAUCACUUGGCACGGCAGUUUCUGAUACCAGUAUACCACUCGGUUGGUAGUCGCAUGAGCGGCGCUGACUCGUUGAUGUGUACGUAACAGCUGUGCAGCCGAUGAUCGCAGCUCGUCGCGGCGUUUUCGGAGCGAUUCUUUUCGCGUGUGGGACGAUCACCGGAGGCGAUUUCUGACGUGAACGGAGACGGAGUAUCGUCGCGAACGGCAAAGACGAGCGAGCGACAGAGGGAAAAAAAAAGAGAGAGAAAGCGUGUUCCCGAACGCGGUGCUGCUAUGCCUCACCCAGAAUCGGGUGCACGAGUGCCGUCGCGAUCGGUCAUGCCGCUCCAACGAUCGCGGGGAUUCGCAAUGUAGCCCCUCCCGCUCCUCCUCGCAACAUCCGCCCGUUCCCGCUGCUCCUCCUGCUUCUUAUCCCAUCGAGUCCGAGGAAAAAAAACACGCACUCUCUCUUUCUCUCUCACGCGUCGUUGUCGUCCCGACAUCCUGAUCACAUCGAUGCGUCGUCACGCAACGUUGACGAACACUCGCGCAACAACGCUCAUAAAUCUUGACCGCCGCGUCGAGUCAUCCGCGACUACGCGUUCAUCCUCAACCUCAUCAUCAUCAUCAUCAUCAUCGUCGUCGUCGUCGUCGUCGUCGUCGUCAUCAACGUCGUCGCCUACUACGAGAAGUGCCUUCCCUCGACUCCCGUCGUUUGGCCGUGCGAGUCUCUCGAUUGCAGAGGAGGCGAUGUGCUCUACGUUUCACCUGCCCCGGCGGUGAACGCGACGGCAGUCUUUACCGAUACCGUACCUUUGUCCAGUCCUGCCUGUCCGCCUCGAGAAGUGAAUCAGCUAGAAGCUAGCUGCCAACAGAAAUGCAUCGCUGAGACAGUUUGAAAAACAGAGACUGUCGUUCAGGUCAGAGUGUGUGUGACGAUCUUCAAUACAUAACCUGAAGGACAAAAUGUCUCAACUAAACAUCAAUACGGGCAAGCGAGGACGAGGGGUCGCGAGCACUUCCGCGUCGACCGUGUCCGCCCUAAGCAGUUCCACCGACUUGGCGAGCCUCUUCGAAUGUCCCGUUUGCUUCGAUUAUGUGCUUCCACCUAUCCUGCAGUGUCAGAGUGGACAUCUAGUCUGCACGAAUUGUAGACCGAAACUCUCCUGCUGCCCCACAUGCAGGGGUCCACUGGGUAACAUCCGUAAUUUGGCCAUGGAAAAGGUGGCGAGUAAUGUCAUGUUUCCCUGCAAAUAUUCCACCAGUGGUUGCACAGUUUCACUGGUGCACACGGAAAAGGCAGAUCACGAGGAUGCAUGCGAGUUCCGUCCAUACAGCUGUCCCUGUCCAGGCGCGUCCUGCAAAUGGCAAGGAUCGCUGGAACAAGUGAUGCCACACCUUAUUAUGAGUCACAAAAGUAUUACGACAUUACAAGGCGAAGACAUUGUUUUUUUGGCAACUGACAUUAAUCUACCUGGAGCUGUGGACUGGGUCAUGAUGCAAUCUUGUUUUGGCCAUCAUUUUAUGCUGGUGCUCGAGAAACAGGAGAAAUACGACGGGCAUCAACAGUUCUUUGCGAUUGUACAAUUGAUCGGCUCUAGGAAGCAAGCAGAAAACUUUGCUUACAGAUUAGAACUAAAUGGGCAUAGAAGACGCCUCACAUGGGAAGCUAUGCCACGUUCUAUUCAUGAGGGUGUAUCGUCCGCGAUUUUGAAUUCUGAUUGCCUUGUAUUUGACACUUCCAUCGCACAGCUGUUCGCUGACAAUGGAAACCUAGGGAUUAACGUUACGAUUUCUAUGGCCUGAGGAAAGCCAGAAAAAGCGGUGUAAAGAGAAGAGAUAUGACACAACCCAGACAUAUCGAGCAGUCCUCGUGAAGUGCAGUAAAGUAAAAUGGGACUGCCCGUUAUGCGCACAGAACAAUUUUUUUUACGUUACCAGAUGGAUAUUAGCAAUACAGAGACAUUAGGGAAUGUUGUUUCGAGUAUGUUGACGAUAUGCAGCAUUUGGAUUCUCAGUAUAGGACUGAAGUUAUAAAGCUUUAAAGCAGUUUUUGGAUGUGAUGUAUUGAUAUAUCACAGAGAUAAAUAUCUUUUCAGUAUAUUAUAUGCUGUGACUUUGCAGCUUUGAUGCUGAGUACGAUAUCGAAUUCCGAGAAAAAGAAAGUACCUGAUAUCCACGCUAUUGUCACAUUACUCUUACUCAUUUCGUAUCGAACUUUUAUUCAUGUAUCUCUGAGAUACGAUGCAUUAUUGGACAACGGACAAUCGUUUUUGUCUGUAUUGUACGAUUUUUAUGGACUUGUACGGCAAACAUGGACAAAGCGAGUUUUACGUUUUAUUAUGAAUCUCGGCAUGUAAUUGAUGCACUUCAUUUUCGAUGUGCAUAUUUCAUGUUUUAUAUUAUUUAUUUUCACUAAAAUUCACUUUUGAUUUUAAAAAAUUGUUAAACUUUUAAUUUCUUUGCAUGAAAAAAAAUUUUUAAUGACGCCGCGUAUUUUUAUGUUAUUUGUAACGCGGUAAAUUCGGCUUUCGUAACAAACGCAGCCGCAACCGUUUGAUUAUUCCGACCGUUUUAUUAUUUAUGACUAUUGCACGCAAUCAUGGUGCUCUUUCUGCGAUUUUUAUAUGCAAAUAAUAGUGAAAAGCAAAUCAGUUUUUUACCUAGUCUGAAUGUCCGAGCAAGAUGCUAAUAUUUUUACAACAGUUGUAUCAACGUGGAUUGCGUUUCCGAAAUGUAUCAAUAUCUGUAAUGUACCAACAUAGUAUUGAAUAUCUAAUACUAAACAUUUGAGCCAUAGAUUUCAGAGCUAUCUGUAUAUAUUUCGAAACGCAUCCGUGGUAUGGAGCAAUGUUAAAUUGCAGCAAAGUUCCUGUAAGCAAGAUAAAAAGGAAGUUAGAAGUGUGUGACUAAAGCAAUGAUAUUAAAAUGAUAAUAAUAAAUUCAGAGAAAUUGUUUUAUUCACAUAUAAAUUUAAUGUCACCGUUAUACGUUUAUUCUUAUUUUAUAAAUAUAUGACAAAGAAAAAAAUACUUUGUAUUAUGUUCAAUGUUUAUUAAAUUGAUUCUUUUAUGACGAAUAACUUUUCUGAAAUUAUAUUUUAAUAAGAGCUGUUUUAGAUAACAAUCAUCUCACAAGAUUUUUUUUAGUUAUAAAAAUUUUUUUAAUUAUUUAAUUUAUCAAAAAAUUAUCUUAUUAUAUUCACUGUUCUACUUCUCAGAUUCUUCCUUUGUACCGUUAGUUUAUACAACAUAUUCAUAGUUUUGAAGAAAGUUUUUGAAAUGAGAAAUUUAGCAAAACAGAGCAUUGAACCGACUCGCAACGACUUGAGAAAGUCGUUCAAUAAGUCAAACUAACAACAGAGAAAAGUUACAAGGAAAAAGAGGAAGAACAUUAUUUUCUUCGGAGGAACAAUUUAGACUGAAAUGUAAUUAUAUGAGAUGAGUAGGCUAAGUCUAUAAUGAUUGAUUAUAUUUUUCAUAGAUGGAAACUAUGACGCGGGAACUUGCACGAGUAUAAUUGUAUUUUUAUCCGUAUAAUUUUCUUCAAGUACAGAUUGCUAAUUAUUCUAUUUAAGUUAUUAUUUUCACUUCUUUCUAAGUUGCUAAGUAAUUCAUACAUAUUGUUGAAACUGCCUCAUUAUCGAAGGCUGCUGACGAUAUUGGAUUAAUACCGUAAUAUGUCACUAGCAAUUGUUCGCGAAUUAUUUAUCGGUUUAAUGCCCUGUAAUACACAGUUGUGUGAGAGAAAGGAAGAAGUUUACGAAGUGUAUAGGCGAAAGCAUACUGUUAUUGUAAAUAAGACGCGAAAACUUAUUAUGUGAUAUAAUUAGUAUUAUAGUAAUGUACAUCACACAACAUGCUGACAUUCACAAUGUUGGAAGUGAACUUGAAGGGAACCAAGUGCACGGUGUAUGCGCGCCCCGUAAAUAUAAUCUAGCGUGCAUUAUCAAGCUUGUAACGAAUUAUAUUUACAUACGUCUGUUAGGCGAACAUUUAAUUUUAGUGGAUUCACAUUGAGAAACGAGCCUUCUUGGCGGUUACUGAUAAAAAGAAAGAAACAAAGAGAGAAAAUGAAAGCCCCUGAGUAUGACGUUGAUUGUUAUGCCCCGUAUGGAGAGACUGUAGAGAGCACAUUUUUCCAGCUUGUUAGCGUGAAGCAUAAUUUGGCGAAUCUCGAACGAGAUUGAAGGAAUCAGUGCGCUCGUCAUUCCGAGAUCAUCAGAUGUAAUCGGUACGCGUGAGAAUUCUGGAUGGAAAUGGAAUUAUUAUGAUAUAGGAAAAGGAUUACAAAAAUAAACACGCUGGAUGUGAUUUUUCUUCCUGUAAAUUACUAGACGGUGAUCUAACAAUUUAUGUUUCGAGGAAAUGCAUCUCUCUCACAUUGUUAAGUAUCUUGUACAUACGAUAAGAUAAACGAUAUCGCAUAAUCCUUAUACUUUAACUAAGUAGUAAUUUAUUCUCUAGUAUUUGCGAGGGCUCUAUUCCCGUUUCAUUGAAUCGUUUUAUUAAAAUGCACGAAAAUGCAAUUACGUUCGAUUCGCUUGACGGGUAAAUAUAUUGUUUCGCUUGUAUUACAGAAAAUGAUUAUAUAUAACAUUUAAUAUUCUCUCCCAAAAAGGAAGGCGAGGAGACGAGAAAAUAAUUAGUCGCGUUACGAGUUGAAUAAGAAAUAAAAGAGCUGGUGAGAAUAUGUAAAAUGUUGAAAGCUGUAGAUGAGAUUGUCAAUCCAACGUCGUUAUCGUAUGAUAUGGAUUGACAAUCUCAUCAUUUUGUUUCUGCAUGAACUUACAGAUAUCUUAAUAAUAUUUUUAUGUUAGACCUACGUUACGGUACAGAACUUCCCUUUUUUAUGCUGAGAUACGUUGAAACUAUUACGUUUGAAAUUAGUACAUCGAAAUUAAUUUAUGUACAUAGCAGACGGAUUUUCACAUUUAGAGAAUUUUUCUUCCGAUGAAUUUUUACACGUUUAGAAUGGUUUUCGCCGAUUUUAACAUGAUUUUUAUCCAUUCACGACAUCUGCGUUUCGGUUGCGAGUUGCGAGGAAUGUGUCUGUACUCAUCGUACACUUGGCGAAUACCCAACAUAUCCUGAAUAAUCUAUCUUUUUUAUUUGUUUGACGAUACAAUUUGCAAAGUCACGAAUGAGUCAUUUGUGAGCUCUGAGUCCACAGCAGGAUAUUUUUACUCUACGAGAUGUCUAGCGGAGAAGCCGGCGGUGCUCGUGCAUUCGCAGACUAGUAUAAUUGUCGACAGAAUAUAGCUUUAUUUAAAUAUACUGUAUAUACUUAUAUAUGCAUAUUUAUAGAAUCUACAAAAUGUUCAAAUUAUGUAUAAAAAGCAUUAAUAAAUUUUUUUUUAUAGAUA
This is a messenger RNA of Monomorium pharaonis (pharaoh ant), 5739 nucleotides long. Its product is annotated as E3 ubiquitin-protein ligase SIAH1. The coding region runs from base 1341 to 2180 and encodes 279 amino acids. Gene Ontology annotation, cellular component: cytoplasm. Gene Ontology annotation, biological process: multicellular organism development; proteasome-mediated ubiquitin-dependent protein catabolic process. NCBI's taxonomy places the organism in Eukaryota, Metazoa, Arthropoda, Insecta, Hymenoptera, Formicidae. Gene Ontology annotation, molecular function: ubiquitin conjugating enzyme binding; zinc ion binding; ubiquitin protein ligase activity. The transcript is spliced from 5 exons. The record is from RefSeq and is a predicted model, not a curated record.